UCUGAACUCAUCAGCCACCUUUGGGUGGUGCAGGUGCCUAUGCAUCCAUCCAUCAACAAUGCCUAGCUGAGUCUACUUUAACAACCUCCUACUAGUAGCACCACUACCACCACACUAGUGUUACUUUUACCACUGUAUGCUGCUCACCAAAGGACCUUGACCUCUGAGGUUUAGCAUCAUCUACAUCCUUUAUACUUAGCAAAUAGCUGUGUGCUGCUUGGGAGAUACAAGCACAAGCACAGACACAUCCACACCACAAAUGCCCCGCAGCCCACCUGCACCUCCACGCUUAUAGCAAGACACCGCUACGGCUAUAGUGACAGUGACGACGACAGCGACGGCUACGGCUACGGCUCAUCCCAACUCUUUAGUGCCAGGCACACCCAUACUCGUACCAUCCAGAGACCACGAUGGAUCUCGAGUUUGGUCGUCUGAAGCAGCGGGCCUUGGAGUUGAUCUUUCCUGGAGCACAACUCACCAACGAUGUUGCCUCUACAUCGCCCAUCUGGUGCUUAGGCCAACAGUACGAUCGCUCAGAAGCAGCGCCCACCAGCCUCUCCCAUCCUUCUCCCUCGGGCAGUAGUGCCGCUCAUACUCGUAUCACCUCUUCCUCCUCGAAACCAGCUACACCGCCCGAAAGUACCGCCAGCAGCAGCCUCGACUCGAGGUCGGCAUACGAUGAGGCGAGGAAUACAAAUUCCGAGGGAGAUUAUGGCUGGCCACCUUCCUUCCUGGACGAUUUCGAGGCCAGGAUAUGGCUCACGUAUCGUUCCAAUUUCCCGGCCAUCCCAAAAUCUUCGGAUCCAGCGGCGACCAUAUCAUUAAAAGUACGGCUCAGUUCAUGGGGGGAUCAGGGAGGAUUUACUUCUGAUACGGGAUGGGGAUGCAUGAUCAGAUCAGGCCAAAGCCUGUUAGCAAACUCUUUGGUGAUGUUGAGACUCGGGAGAGGUAUGCGGCUACGCCUUUCACAUAGAAUAGCGGUUCGAUGCUAAUGGCUAUUGCAGGAUGGCGUCGAGGCUCUUUGCCUGCCGAUGAACGAAAACUCCUAUUACUAUUCGCAGAUGACCCAAAGGCCCCAUACUCAAUCCAUAAAUUUGUAGAGCAUGGAGCAACGGCGUGUGGAAAGCAUCCCGGGGAAUGGUUUGGCCCUUCUGCCACGGCACGCUGUAUUCAGUGAGUAUGCUGCGGACCUUGGCCUUGUGUCGACACUAACACGCUACAGGGCGUUGACCAAUGACCAUCAAUCCUCUGAACUGCGUGUGUAUAUAACCGGUGAUGGUUCCGAUGUCUACGAAGAAACCUUCAUGAGCAUCGCGAAACCCGACGGCUCCAAGUUUAUACCCACACUUGUGCUAGUGGGUACAAGACUGGGACUUGACAAGAUCACCCCAGUGUAUUGGGAGGCGUUAAAGGCAACUUUGCAGAUGUCUCAAUCCAUUGGAAUUGCAGGGUAUGGUUGGAAUUCUGUUCUUUUGGUCUGCAAGCUAAUUUGAUUACAGCGGUCGUCCGUCUUCCUCGCAUUAUUUCGUUGGUGUCCAGGGUUCAUAUCUCUUCUAUUUGGAUCCGCAUCAAACCCGCCCAGCUCUACCCUUACCGGAAGAUCCCGAGAAGUACUCACAGGAGGAUAUUGACUCGUGCCAUACGCGAAAGCUGAAGCGGAUACACGUGAGCGAGAUGGACCCAAGUAUGCUCAUUGCCUUUUUAAUUCGUGACGAGAGUGACUGGAAAGACUGGAGACGGGCUGUUCUGGAGGUUCAAGGGAAGACCGUGAUUCACGUAGCCGACCAAGAUCCCGCACUCCAUGGCACUGCCGGGGAACGAGAUGCGGCCAUCGAUGAAGUCGAGACUUUUGAUGAUGAGGAUGACGAUACCAUGUGAAAUGUUCUUAUGAGUGGGUUGUACGGUGUUAGGCUUGGUUUCUCUUCUUCUGUUUUGCGGGGCGUUAGAUAGGGAUAUGGAGGUUCGGAUUUAGAGAUAGGUUUGUAUAACCUCUGUGGCCGCAAUACCACGAGCCAAGAAGAAUAAUAACUUUCGGAUCACACUUGUUGUGAGACGCCGACCCAAUAUCCGAGUCUUGGUGCUCUAAUCUUUAUUGUUGGUUGAGGGUGGACAUCGGGCUGGAGGAUUGUCGCUCACUGAAGUAUUUUUCUGACCCGAAGCAGCCUGAAUUCAAGAGGCUACAUUUUCUUUUAUUCUACUUUUAAGAUUCGGUAUAUUUGGUUCCUAGAAGGGC
Molecule: messenger RNA, 2233 nt
Organism: Hymenoscyphus albidus
Lineage: Eukaryota; Fungi; Ascomycota; Leotiomycetes; Helotiales; Helotiaceae
Source: the annotation of a GenBank genome assembly